CUGCAGCCGACCCUGGGUGUGGUGGAGUACAGUGACAUGUGGCGGCUGACCAUUGCUGACCUGCCAAGACUCAUCGAGGGCGCCUGGGCCAACGUGGGGAUGGGGCACUGCUUCCUGCACCACGUGGAGUAGACACACUUCCUCCUCUUUGUGGUGGACGUCAACAGCUUCCGGCUGUCACCCAAACAGCCAUACCGUUCACCCACCGAGAAUGUCAUGCUGGUCAACAAGGAGUUGGAGCUGUAUUCGCCUGACCUGCUGAGUAAGCCAGCACUCCUUAUGGUGAAUAAGAUGGACUCUCCCAAUGCUGAGUCUCGCCUGCAGGAACUCCUUCACAACAUUAAGAGGAUGGAGGACUAUGUGUUGUGUUGCUCCUGUGGUGCCAAACUCACAGAGAACUCAUGGGAUAACUUUGUAAACAUCUCCAUUCCACUGUCUGAGGCAUCCCAGCUGGUGACCAUCCUGGGACACCCCCACCUCAUGGUCCAGACCCUCAGGAACCCUGCUGACCUUGCUUUUGACUUGGUGACUGUCAGGAGGUCAGGCUGCUCAGGAGUGGGAGAGGAUAUUUGAACCAGAAAGCAAAGCCAGCACAACCCACUUCAAAGCUUCCUUGGAGGGUUUCUAUGGACUCAUUCUAGAGAAACUGGUCACUGAGAAAUUGCAGUGUCCUAAACACAGAGGCAGUUAGUCUCGCUAUUGAAGCAGGCUGAAGAUAAACACUAGAGGCAACAAGAUUCAAUCUACUUUUACAUUUCAGACUCCUCAUUGGCCUUUCCAAGCACCAGCAGUAUUAGCACAAUGGCACAAGAUGGGGAGGACAUGGUGCCUCUCGACCCCGAGCUUCUGGCUGUGCUGGAGGAGGAAGCAGCCUCUCGCUAUACUGAGGAGGAUAACCAGUUUACAGAGCACUGCAAAAAGAGCCUGCCUAAGCCGCCAAUACUCCCUGCUGACAGAUUUGACCGCAACAGACAGUGCAGAGGCAACUUUAGGCAUCAAGACUACAGGAAGGAAGGAGGCUGCAGGGAUCAAGGGGAGUACAGAGGUCAUGGGAAUUAUAGGGAUCGUGGGAAUUACAGGGAUCACAGGAGGGAAUAUUCUGACCACAGGCAAGGGAGGUUUGUCAGUGACCACAGAGAUCAUGAUGACAGCAGAAGGGAUAGCGAGAAGAGGAAGUACAGGUCUGAGAAGGAGAGUGAUGAGUAUGGAAGAAGGAAUUACCAGUCCAGCAAAUACUACAAUGGGUGGGGGGGGGGUCAUCCUGUUGAGUUUUGUGAAUCCAGUGGCUGGUAUAUUUAUCUUUCAUCAGGGACUUCACACAAGCUUCCACGCCAUUAAUUCUUUGACCAUUACCAAAAGGUUACUGACAUUUAAUUCACAUUUAAAUGCCUGCCUGCCUGUCUGUUCAUAUCUUUCUCUCACAACGUACUCACCAUUCACUUGUGAACAUUUAGAUUUUUAGGAAAUAUUUUUGAGCAAGUUCCUUCAUCACAAGGCAACCAUCUACUAAAAAGAAAGAAAAAUGGAAUAUAUGUUGGCAUUUCCUUGAUUGCUUUUGGUGUUAAUGUGUGACUUUCCAGAGUGACAAUACAAGUGUUAUCCCCACUACAAGUCAUGCACUAUAUAUAACAUCACUGAGUAUCUUUUCUCUCAUUUUCAUAUAAAUGUUUGUAACAUUUUCAUAUAAAUGUAUGCUAACUUUUAUGUGGACUUACUGUAAGAUUUUUUAAAAGUAAAGUAUUUUUCCAA
Molecule: messenger RNA, 1749 nt
Organism: Scylla paramamosain (green mud crab)
Lineage: Eukaryota; Metazoa; Arthropoda; Malacostraca; Decapoda; Portunidae
Exons: 7
Coding region: 217-573 (118 amino acids)
Biological process (GO): RNA 5'-cap (guanine-N7)-methylation
Molecular function (GO): RNA binding
Source: RefSeq, a predicted model, not a curated record